Messenger RNA from Struthio camelus australis, 2292 nucleotides. NCBI's taxonomy places the organism in Eukaryota, Metazoa, Chordata, Aves, Struthioniformes, Struthionidae. The record is from RefSeq and is a predicted model, not a curated record.
UGGCAUUGUGUGGAAAGCAAUUGAUCGCAGGACAGGAGAAACAGUUGCUGUUAAAAAGAUUUUUGAUGCUUUCAGGAACAGAACAGAUGCUCAGAGAACUUUUCGAGAGAUUAUGUUCCUGCAGGAGUUUGGAGAACAUCCAAAUAUCAUCAAGCUGCUUGAUGUUAUCCGAGCUCAGAAUGACAAGGAUAUCUACCUCAUCUUUGAGUCCAUGGAGACAGAUUUACACGCAGUGAUUAAGAAGGGGAAUUUGUUGAAAGAUAUCCACAAAUGUUACAUUCUCUACCAACUCUUGAAGGCCACUAAAUUCAUCCACUCAGGAAAUGUUAUUCACAGGGAUCAGAAGCCUUCAAAUAUCCUGCUGGAUGCAGACUGCUUCGUUAAACUUUGUGAUUUUGGGCUGGCCCGUUCUCUGUGCCAGAUGAACGAGGACCAAGGCAACCCAGCACUGACAGAAUAUGUGGCAACACGCUGGUACCGAGCCCCUGAGAUCUUACUUUCCUCUCAGAGCUAUACUAAAGGGGUGGACAUGUGGAGCAUUGGCUGUAUUCUGGGGGAGCUGCUACUUGGGAAGCCUCUUUUUCCUGGAACAUCAACUGUGAAUCAAAUAGAGCAGAUCUUGAGAGUCAUUCCUGCCCCAUCUGCAGAAGAUAUUUUGGCUAUGCAGUCAGAUUACAGGGCCUCAGUUAUCAACCGCAUGAGCUCCCGGCAGCGAGUAACAUUUGAGGAGAUUUUGCCAUCCUCUACUCCACUACAUGCCUUGGAUCUUCUGAAAAAACUCUUGGUAUUUAACCCCGAUAAAAGGCUGACAGCAGAGGAGGCACUGCAGCAUCCUUAUGUGAAAAGGUUUCACUGUCCUGCCAGGGAGCCCUCUCUGGGUUAUGAUGUGAUUCUUCCUUUAGAUGAUGAUAUCCAGCUCUCUGUAGCAGAGUAUCGAAAUAAAUUAUAUGAGAUGAUCCUUGAAAAGAAGGUAAAUAGCCAUCUAAAGGAGCUAGUACCAAAAGAAAACGUUCAGCAAAGUCAAUCUCUAUCGAGGCCACUUCUUCCCCGUUCCAGUUCUGUGACUUUACCUACCAGGAAAGAUCAGAGAGAACCAAGAUCUCCUCUUCUAAAAAAUUCACAUAUGCAUGCUGGAACUACAACUAGCAUCCAGCCAGAAGUAUCCAACCAGAGUGAAGAUUUAGCAAGAACUUUUUGUCAGAGAUCAAAGAUCAAUGUGAUAUACAAUCCCAUAACACACACUGCUGUUCAAAGUAAUGGAAAUUCUGGUGCUGUGGUCAGGAAGCAUUCACCUUCUCAGCAGGAGAGAACCUCCAACAAUCAGAAACUGGGUAGACAAAUCACAUGGACACAUGCAAAUGCUCGACCACCUCCUAUUAUACAGAAUCUUUAUAAUAAUCCAAGAAAUGCUCAGUUUCACAGCAAAGAUAUUCGUCCCCUUCUGAAGUCCAGUAAAAAGAUGUUCCAGAUUACUGCAAAUAUGGGAGCUGCUGGUGACCCGAAAGCAUCAAUGGGCAGUUACUCUCAGGCCUAUGGAACCAUAUGUAAAUCUGCAUUGCAAAGUCUUCCUAUAUCAAAUUCCUCGCAGCAGCCUGAAUAGUGAAUCUGUAAAAGCUCUAACCAAGUGAAGUACAGCUCGUCUCAUCAGUCCCCUAGCUCUGCUGGUAACAGCAAAUAAAAGUAAAAUAUAAGAGGCAUUUGACAGUUACCCCAGCUGAAGAGAUUUUUAUUUACUUCACUUUAUUCAUCGCAUGGAACAGUGUAUCACUUUCCUCUGAGCGAAGCAACAGAGAAGACAGUCUGAUCCCUUCGCCUCCCAGUCUUCCCAGACAUGGGCACAGCACUGUUUGCUAACACCCCAUGGGAACAGUGAAUACUCUCAGUUCGUAUUCCUCAUUUGUAUUAUUGCAAAAAAUUAUAGCUGCAAUAUUCUGAUGUUUGACUGUCUUUAGACAUAUUCAGACUUCUUUACAAGCUUAAGGUACACUGCCUGAAUCUUUUUUUUUUUUUUUUUUUUUUUUGAGCAGAAAAGGUAACUGAUAAACUGUUCUCUGAAGACCAGAAAGGCUAAACUCUUCACAGAUAAUCUUAAAGCUCUUCACUUUAUUUUCCACUAACUUCUGUAUGACUCUUUUGGGGUAAAUUAAUAGAAUUGAUGGGGGCUUAUCUUCAUUAAAAUCAAGUAAAAAAAGCAUUGUAAGUAAUGGGUGGGUUCUACUACACUAUUUAACACUUUACCUACCAUGUAUGAAUGUAUUUUUUAAGUAUUGUAAUAAUAAACUCUAUAUUGCA